CCUGAGGCUCCGCUGGCCUGGCCGGUGCUGCGGCGAAGGGUGGGGUCAUUGCGGGAAGUGAGCCAUUGGCCACCCGGGGUAGCAAGGUAUAGAGGGCGAGUAUUGAAAGGAGGACACCCACUACAGUUUUCUAGGGAGCCCCUUGGAUUGAGGACAUCACCGAAGGUGUAAGGGAUUACCUGGAGAUCUGCCACUGUUGCAGAACCUUAAGACAUCAGAGACAGUCCAGGGCCAUCUCAGGCAGGGAGAGAGAGCUAUGGCCCCAACACAAAGCUCGGUGACAGUGUGUGCCUCAUAAAUUCUUCCCAGGUAGAGGGUGGUUUGCUGAAUUGUCACCCUGCAAGGUUGAGCACCUCGGGGAGGUCAGCAAAUGUUUAUUGAUUUACUGAUUGCAGGUAGCAUGGCCCAACCAUUGAUUGAGGUGGAGCGAAAGUUCGUUCCAGGCCCUGACACAGAGGAGCGGCUGCAGGAGUUGGGGGGCACCCUGGAGCACCAGGUCACCUUCCGGGACAGCUACUAUGACACCCCUGAGCUAAGCCUCAUGCGGGCUGACUAUUGGCUGCGACAGAGAGAGGGUAGUGGGUGGGAGCUCAAAUAUCCUGGAGGAGCUGUUGUCUCAGGACCUCACACUGAGUUUAUGGAACUCACAGUUGAGCCCGCAAUUGUGGCUCAGCUCUGUGAGGUGCUGGGAGCUGACGUCCUGGAGUCUGGAAGUGUGGCUGCUGUGCUGGGCCCACUGGGGCUGCAGGAAGUAGCUAGUUUUGUGACCAAGCGUAGUGCCUGGAAGCUGGUGCUAUCCCGAGCUGAAGAAGAGGAGCCUUCGCUCACGGUGGACCUGGAUACAGCCGACUUUGGCUACGCUGUGGGUGAGGUAGAGGCCCUGGUACACGAGAAGGCUGAGGUCCCAGCUGCCCUAGAGAAGAUCCACAGCCUCAGCAGCAUGCUUGGUGUGCCUGCACAGGAGACAGCACCUCCUAAGGUGAUGGUGUACCUCCAGCGCUUCCGGCCUCAGGACUAUCAGCACCUGCUGGAAGUAUACAGCGCCAGAGAGAAGCCACAGGGGACUAAAUCUCCUGACAGCAGCUUGGGCUAGGCUGUCACUUCUUCAACAAGGAAGAGAACUCUGGGUCUAACAGGGUUCUUUCCUGGGUAGCCUGUGCCUCUUCCCCAGGCCUCCUUCCCACAGCUGACUCCUCUCUCUCUAACUCCGCCUGUUCUUUACCUUACAUUCAGCUAGCCUUCCAUGAGCCCUCCCUGGCUGCCUCUUCUCCCUCAUCCGUCAGAUGCAAUCUGUGGGCCGCCCCUCUCCCCUGGCCGCUAAGCAGCCUCCAUUGAUUUCCGCUCGUGUUUAUAGGAUUUCCACUUAGCCGUGAUCAGUAGUUAAGCACAGGAAAAUCCCUUGCCACCCCCCCUCCCUUGGUCGAUGCCAUUGAUUCUGCCAGCGGCUCCUAAACUGCCUUACAGCUGAGUUAGAGAUGAGGGGAGGCAGCAGGGAUUUCCCUGCCUUGAGGUGUGGGGAAGAGCAGCAGGUUGGGAAAGUAGGUGGGAAUCCCUGUUAGAAAUCUGGAAGUUCUGGGGCACCUGCGUGGCUCAGUUGUUAAGUAUCUGCCUUCAGCUCAGGUCAUGAUCCUGGGGUCUUGGAAU
This is a messenger RNA of Mustela erminea (ermine), 1644 nucleotides long. It is a transcript of the gene THTPA, whose product is annotated as thiamine triphosphatase. Gene Ontology annotation, biological process: thiamine metabolic process; thiamine diphosphate metabolic process; dephosphorylation. Gene Ontology annotation, molecular function: thiamine triphosphate phosphatase activity; magnesium ion binding. The coding region runs from base 371 to 1093 and encodes 240 amino acids. The transcript is spliced from 2 exons. NCBI's taxonomy places the organism in Eukaryota, Metazoa, Chordata, Mammalia, Carnivora, Mustelidae. The record is from RefSeq and is a predicted model, not a curated record.